AUAAACUACACUUGUCUGUGUUGCCUGUGUUAUGUGUUUGUGUAUAUAUAUAUUCCACAGACCUAACGACAGGCAGACACCACUGGAAUGGGUGAGAAGUAUUAGAUUCUUUCUGCGAUUUCUUUUUUAACUGAAGUGCUGUUCCCAAGUCUAUCAAUGGCUUUCUUGGGGAUUGUAAAGCUCUGUUUCCACAUAUUCCUCUGUCUCAAUUGGAUGAAUUCAGCUCAAGGCCACGCAGGGAAGGAGGAAGACAAAGGAUAUGGCUACCCAUUUAUCAAACCAGCAAGCUCAUUCUCAUCCACAGGAUCAUCAUCAACAGAAUUCAGUAGACAGAUUAAGGCUUAUGACUACAUAAUUGUGGGAGGAGGCACAGCUGGGUGUCCCCUGGCAGCUACCCUCUCUCGGAAUUUCAAGGUUUUGGUACUGGAGAGAGGUGGUGUUCCUUUUUCCAACCCAAACGUCUCUUACUUGCAGAAUUUCCAUAUCUCUCUAGCAGAUACCUCACCAAGCUCUGCUGCUCAGCCCUUCAUCUCCACCGAUGGGGUCAUUAGCUGCAGAGCUAAGGUCUUGGGUGGAGGCACUUGCAUCAAUGCUGGCUUCUACACAAGGGCAAGCACUAGAUUCAUAAAGAGAGUUGGUUGGGAUACCGAAUUGGUGAAACAGUCAUUUCCAUGGAUAGAGAAGCAGAUAGUUCAUUGGCCCAAGCUGGCCCCAUGGCAACAAGCCCUGAGGGAUGGUCUCCUGGAAGUUGGGGUCUCACCUUUCAAUGGCUUCACCUAUAACCAUAUCUAUGGCACCAAAGUUGGAGGAAGCAUCUUUGACAACUCCGGCCGCCGCCACACCGCCGCUGAUCUUCUUGCCUCCGCCACCCCAGAAAACCUUACUGUAUUAGUUCGUGCAACAGUCCAAAAGAUCAUCUUUGAUACCAAGAACAGGAAGCAACCUAGGGCCGUGGGAGUGAUAUUCAAGGACGAAAAUGGGAAAGAACACAAAGCUUUCCUUGGAGAUAAACAGAGUAAUGAGGUGAUAUUAUCUUCAGGUGCCAUUGGUAGUCCUCAGCUGCUAUUACUCAGUGGAAUUGGUCCUAAAGAAGACCUAAAGAAGAUGAAUAUUCCGGUGGUGCUACACAAUGAGUUCGUCGGAAAAGGGAUGUCCGACAACCCCAUGAACGCCAUUUUCAUACCCACAAAGAAACCAGUUCGGCAAUCCCUCAUUGAAACUGUAGGAAUCACUAAAAUGGGUGUCUUCAUUGAGGCCAGUAGUGGUUUUGGACAGUCUAACGCUAGCAUCCACUGCAACCACGGAAUCAUGUCCGCGGAGAUUGGUCAGCUUUCCACUGUUCCACCAAAGCAAAGGACACUAGAAGCCAUUAAAGCUUACAAGGAAGGGAAGCAGAAUCUACCCCAUGAAGCAUUCCAGGGAGGUUUCAUUCUAGAGAAGAUUGUUGGACCCUUCUCCAAGGGAGAGCUCAGAUUGAACAGCACUGAUGCAGAUGAGAACCCAUCAGUCACCUUCAACUACUUCAGCCAUCCUUACGAUCUACGCCGUUGCGUUUCCGGAAUCCGAUUGAUCGAGAAGAUCGUACGGACCAACAACUUCACGAAGGUAGUGAACAGUGAUGUCUAUACUGAGGAGAUGCUGCUUAACAUAAGUACCAAGGCCAAUGUCAACUUGAUACCAAAGCACAUCAAUGAUACCCAGUCCGUAAAACAGUUCUGUAAGGACACAGUAAUCACCAUCUGGCAUUACCACGGUGGAUGCCACGUGGGUCAAGUGGUGGACCCAGAUUAUAAGGUCAUUGGUGUUCAUGGUCUACGUGUCAUUGAUGGUUCCACGUUCUCUGAUUCUCCUGGCACCAAUCCUCAGGCCACUGUGAUGAUGAUGGGCAGAUAUAUGGGAGUGAAAAUACUAAGAGAGCGAUUAGGAGAAGCAGCUGGCAUAUAAAAAUUAAUGAAAAUCAAUUAUUGGGAAUAUAUAUUUGUUGUAAUGUUUGAAAUAUAUUUUUGAUAAUUAUUCUAAUUCUUGUGGUGAAGAUGAAGUCCAAAUGUAUCACAAUCUUCUCCCCCCUCCCCAACCCCACCCCUCUGUCUCAAUCUCCCCCGCACAGUCUGUGUCUUCCAAAAAGACUUAUAUUAAUAAUUGAUUAAUUAUUGAAA
This is a messenger RNA of Macadamia integrifolia, 2156 nucleotides long. Its product is annotated as protein HOTHEAD-like. Lineage: Eukaryota; Viridiplantae; Streptophyta; Magnoliopsida; Proteales; Proteaceae. The transcript is spliced from 5 exons. Gene Ontology annotation, molecular function: flavin adenine dinucleotide binding; oxidoreductase activity, acting on CH-OH group of donors. The record is from RefSeq and is a predicted model, not a curated record. Bases 157 to 1944 code for a protein of 595 amino acids.